AAUGGGGGUCAGGCAGGAAUAUUUUAGAGAGAGAGAGAAAGAUAAAGAGAGGAGGUAGAGAAAGAAAGGGAGCUUUCUGAGACAGGAAAGCCCUCGCGAGAGAGAUAUGGCUCAGAAGAAAGGUGGAGGAUCGGCCAAGGUUGCAGAUGUCGCUGACAUACAGGCUAGAGACCCCUUGCAGGCCGUUCUCUUGGCCGAUAGCUUCACUCAAAGGUUUCGACCCAUUACUCUAGAGCGCCCUAAGGUUCUUCUACCACUUGUUAAUGUUCCUAUGAUCAAGUAUACUUUGUUGUGGCUUGAAUCUGUUGGGGUUGAAGAGGUCUUUGUUUUUUGUUGUGCUCAUGCCAAGCAAGUGACGUCCUAUUUGGAGAAUAAUGGUUCGUUUGGCAGUCCCAGUUUCAAAGUUACAGCAAUCGAGUCGAAUGACUCCAUCAGUGCUGGUGAUGCAUUACGGACUAUAUUUGAGCGUGGUGUGAUAAAGGGAGAUUUUGUGCUCAUAAGUGGUGAUACUGUGAGUAACAUGUCUUUAACACAAGCCCUUCAAGAACACAAGGAAAGAAGGAAAAAAGAUCCACUUGCUGUAAUGACAAUGGUUAUCAGACAGUCCAAACCUUCGCCGAUAACAAAUCAGACUCGACUUGGUAAUGAUGAACUAGUUUUAGUUAUCGAUCCUGAGAGCAGCCAGCUUCUCUAUUACGAGGAGAAGGCACAACAUUCAAGAGGGGUUGUUUCUAUUGAUAGGACAUUCCUGGCUGAUAGGCCUGCCAUUUGUAUUUAUAAUGAUAAGCAGGACUGCUUCAUUGAUAUUUGUUCCCCAGAGGUUCUUUCUCUUUUCACAGACAAUUUUGAUUAUCAACAACUUCGUCGUGAUUUUGUCAAAGGGUUGCUUAUGGAUGAGAUUUUGGGUUACAAAAUCUUCACACAUGAAAUUCAUUCUAGUUAUGCUGCAAGAGUAGAUAAUUUCAGGAGCUAUGACACAAUCGGUAAGGAUAUACUUCAAAGGUGGACUUAUCCUUUGUUGCCUGAUGUUCUUUCAAAUGGAAAUGGACUCCAAGUUAAAGUAAAUAGACAAGGAGUGUACAAAGCAUCAGAUGUCAUACAAUCACGAUCAGCACAUAUCGGCCCAUUGUCCUUGGUAGGAGAGGGUACUGUUAUUGGUGACAACUCCAUGAUUUGGAAUUCAGUUAUUGGUCGAGGAUGCACGAUUGGAUGCAAUGUUUCAAUAGAAAAUUGCUAUAUAUGGGACAGUGUUACAAUUCAAGAUAAAUGCAAAUUAAGGCACGCUGUUGUUUGUGAUGGGGUGGUUCUUAAGACAGGAGCUGUACUGGAACCUGGUGUUAUAUUGUCAUUCAAGGUUAUUAUUGGUGAGGGCUUUGUUGUCCCUGCUUAUUCCAAGAUAUCUUUAAUGACUCAGCCAACAAAGCAAGAUAGCGACGAGGAACUUGAAUAUGCUGACAGUAGCACUGGAGCCAUUGACAGUCCAUCAUCAACUGGGAUGGAAAAUGAUUCAAAUGGAGUGUUCAGAUCGAAAUCAUUGGAUUCACCUUGCUGGGAUGCAUCUGAGGUUGGUGUGUCUGGCGCUGGCUACCUUUGGUUAGUGGGUGAGGGAGCUCAUGAAGAAGAAUGGAGACAGUCAGUAGCGCCUGUUCCAGCUGAUAAGCUUAAAGAGUUCUUACGUAUUCAUGAGGAUAAGAAGGAAGUAUCCAGCCCAACUGCGAAUGUUAAUCCUACCUCAGGGGAGUCAAGGCAUGACUCUGGUAGUGUUGAUGAUGAUGAGGAUGAGAAGGAUGAUGAUGCAUACUUCGAAAGAGAGGUAGAAGAGACUUUCCGACGAGCUGUUUCUGAUGUUCCUGGAGUUAAACUGGACAAUGUGAUUCUAGAAGUGAAUGCACUGAGGUUGGCAUAUAAUAUGACAGUUUCAGAUUGUGCUGGUGCAUUAUUUCAUACUGUCCUGAAGUUGGGUGUAGAAUCUUUAAGUGGUACUAGCCGUGGGCUGUUUCUAAAUGCAAAGGAGGAGAUUGUUAAGUGGAAGGGUCUCUUGAAGAAUUACCUUCAAUCUGAGGAUGAUGAGGUUGAAGUCUUGUUGAAGUUUGAAGAGAUAUGUUUGGAAUCUCUAAGGGAAUAUUCUCCUAUUUUUUGUUCUAUUUUACAAGUCCUUUACGAUGAGGAGAUUGUGACUGAAGAUGCUAUCUUAAAAUGGGCAUCAGAAAAACAAGGGGCUGAUGAAUCGGAUAAGAUCUUCCUUAAACAGUGUGAAGGUUAUAUCCAGUGGUUGAUGGAAGCAGAGGAAGAGGAAGAGUGAGGACGUGCGCUUAUAGAGCUGCAAAUUACCAUGCUGAGUUUAUCUUUGGAACCGGAAGAUCACAGGCUGUAUAAGGUCUUGGAGUAUUUUUAUCUUAUUUAUUUACGAAGCAAAAUAGGAGCAUCAUCUUCCGGAUUAGCAGAUUCAUGGAAGCCAUGCUUCUGUUAUUGGAAGGAAGGCUUCGGGCUUGUGUUUGAUUCGUCUUGCCAUUUUUGUGAUUUAGGCAGGAUGAAUCCAGAAGUUAGGACAGAACCCUAAUGACAAUUGUCAUGUCCAUUAAUGUAAAAUUGUUUUAAUCAUGGAAGCUACUAAUGGUUAAGGAUCCUUUGUCUCAC
This is a messenger RNA of Amborella trichopoda, 2637 nucleotides long. RefSeq names its product translation initiation factor eIF2B subunit epsilon. Gene Ontology annotation, molecular function: translation initiation factor binding; guanyl-nucleotide exchange factor activity; translation initiation factor activity. The record is from RefSeq and is a predicted model, not a curated record. Lineage: Eukaryota; Viridiplantae; Streptophyta; Magnoliopsida; Amborellales; Amborellaceae. Gene Ontology annotation, cellular component: eukaryotic translation initiation factor 2B complex. Gene Ontology annotation, biological process: biosynthetic process.